Molecule: messenger RNA, 1550 nt
Organism: Anopheles coustani
Lineage: Eukaryota; Metazoa; Arthropoda; Insecta; Diptera; Culicidae
Product: dnaJ homolog subfamily B member 14-like
Exons: 2
Coding region: 351-1451 (366 amino acids)
Biological process (GO): cellular response to misfolded protein
Cellular component (GO): endoplasmic reticulum membrane
Molecular function (GO): Hsp70 protein binding
Source: RefSeq, a predicted model, not a curated record
AUGUGUUUAUUUUAGUAGAACAAUUAUGUUUUUUCGUCCUACGGUCCGUAGUAAUUAUUGACGAAAAACGAAGCAUAAUGGUUUGCUAAGUUGAUAAACAGUUGUUUUCGGGCGCAGGUGGCAAAAGGCAUUGCCAAAAACCUUUUGUUCAGGCCAAGCAUCAUCGGGUCGGGAUCUGUUUGGAUGUGACGUGUAGUUCAUCAGGAGUGGGACACGUGAAUCUAGCAGUCACGUUUGUAAGGAAUUUGCGAACUUAGUCACGCUAACAUUGGAUUUUAACAUUCCACAUCGAAACUGGCCUUGAGCUGUGCAGGUCAUAUUCCUUAGUUGUUCGAAACGGUGCAAACAUCAUGGAAAGCAAUAAAGAAGAAGCUCGUCGGUGCAUCCAAGUAGGCACGUUCUACCUUAAACUCGGCAACCUGGAGAAGGCGGAAAAGUAUCUGAAAAAGUCACAGAGCUUGUAUCCGCUACGUGAGGCAGAAGAGCUUCUCUCCCGAGUGAAGGCCGCAAAGUCAAGAACUGGAUCGAAUGGCACGACGACGAACGAAUCUAUGAAACCGGGACAACCAAAACUGAACGUCGACUUCACCCAGGAGCAGGCAGAUGUGGUGAAGCGCGUUCAAAAGUGCAAAGACUUUUACGAGUUGCUUGGGAUCUCCAAGGAUGCUACCGAUUCGGAGAUCAAGAAAUGCUACAAGAAGCUCGCCUUGCAGCUGCAUCCUGAUAAAAACAAGGCUCCGGGUGCAAUGGAGGCAUUUAAAUCGCUUGGCAAUGCGGUUGAGACGCUCACCGAUCCGGCCAAGCGCAAGGCGUACGAUUUAUACCGCAUAACAGACCAUAGUUCCGAGGGUCGCUCGAGGACUUCGGGAAGCUCGGCAAGAGGCUACGGUUACGGUCAAAAUGGAUUCACUUUCCGGGCGGAUAACGGACCAGAUAUUAACCCGAACGACAUCUUUAACAUGUUCUUCGGCGGUGGUUUCCCGCAGCAGCAGCAUCAGCAACAUCACUUCUAUCGUGCUCGCGGUAGCCGCGGCACGCAGUAUGGCGAUGCCAAUAGCGCAACCGGAAGCUUGUUCUACAUGGUUAUUUUGAUUGUGGUCGGUGUAUCCGUGCUGACGACGUUCUUCGCAACCGAUCCGCUGUACAGCCUUCAGCGGACGAACAAGUAUUCGGUCGAACGGCACACGCUGAACCUCAAGAUACCGUACUACGUGAAGAACAAUUUCCUAAACGAGUAUCAAGGAUCGCUCGGCAGGCUUGAGUACUCGGUGGAAGAGGAAUACGUCACGUAUAUGAAGCGAACCUGUAGCAACGAACGGACCUAUCGCGAUGCGAUGAUAGGCCGUGCUAAGAGUUUCGGUAGCCGAGCGCAGUUCCAGCAAGCCCAGCAGCUGAAAAUGCCCGCUUGUGAUACGCUGUACCGGCUGGGUAUUGGGGUGGUACACUAUUAGACGGUGCUGGGUUAAUGUAGAGCGUAAAUACUAUCGUACAAUGUUACUAAGUGAACGUUGUCUUAUUGUGUUCCUCUUUACCAUUGUUUUUAUUAGUUU